AUGUACUUUACUCCCCCCACCACAUCGAAGCUUGCGGCCCGUGUAAAUAACGUGAGCUUCAAGGAAUACGUUAGUUCUGGCAAGGAUCGCUGCGUGAAUGUGGUGCUCUGCGAGGAUGCUGCUGCCGGGACUGUUGUCAUAGUAGCCGGCACCUGCUUGGGACUGAGCAGCUUUACGGGGUCACCUAUUUUUGACGCCGCAGGAUCGCUUGUCAUUGGCGGUCUGCUGGGCGCUGUGGCCUCUUUCAUUAUAUACACCAAUGCCAAUGCUCUGGUGGGUGUCUCCAUUUCAACCGACCGUCUUGAGAAGAUCAACACUGCGUUGGAGGCUGAUGUAAUGAUCCGAGCCAUCUAUGAUGUCAAGGGCAUUGACAUUGGUAAUGCUCGUGUGCGCUAUAAGGCUGAGCUUGACUUUGAUGGUCGCGAGUUGACGCGCUCGUAUCUGGACAAGCAGGAUCUCGCCAAGCUACUAACGACUGUUCGUGGGUUCCAAAAGGUGGACGAUCUGGAGACCUUCCUGCUCGCCCAUGGCGAAAACAUUGUGGACCUGAUGGGCGGUGAGAUCGAUCGCAUUGAAAUGAAUCUGCGGACGCAAUUUCCGGAAAUUCGACACGUGGACCUUGAAAUACUCUAGGACAGGUUCCCUACCCUGUGGGACUGUUGAAUACAAACAAAAAGCAUUAGUAUCAUUAACAUUAAAUGUGUUGGGCCUGGAUAUUUCUAAGGUCGUCUGGCUGAAGUGAAGGAUACCCGGCUAUGAGUUUGUAGUUGAAUUAAGUGUGCUUUUUUAAUCCCAUGCCCCGUUGAAACCAGUGAGAGCUAUGUACUAUAAUAAUAUAAAUAUAAAUGCAAUUAACUAUAAUGUGUGUUUGUACGAAUUAAAGGUCCAAAUCGAUGGUCGACGAA
Drosophila miranda is the source of this 905-nucleotide messenger RNA. Its product is annotated as zinc transporter 9-like. NCBI's taxonomy places the organism in Eukaryota, Metazoa, Arthropoda, Insecta, Diptera, Drosophilidae. The record is from RefSeq and is a predicted model, not a curated record. The coding region runs from base 1 to 633 and encodes 210 amino acids. Gene Ontology annotation, biological process: zinc ion transport. Gene Ontology annotation, molecular function: monoatomic cation transmembrane transporter activity. The transcript is spliced from 6 exons.